Messenger RNA from Cavenderia fasciculata, 5436 nucleotides. It is a transcript of the gene taf1, whose product is annotated as putative protein serine/threonine kinase. The transcript is spliced from 4 exons. The coding region runs from base 1 to 5436 and encodes 1811 amino acids. Gene Ontology annotation, molecular function: RNA polymerase II general transcription initiation factor binding; RNA polymerase II general transcription initiation factor activity; histone acetyltransferase activity. The record is from RefSeq and is a predicted model, not a curated record. Gene Ontology annotation, biological process: transcription by RNA polymerase II; RNA polymerase II preinitiation complex assembly. Gene Ontology annotation, cellular component: transcription factor TFIID complex. Lineage: Eukaryota; Evosea; Eumycetozoa; Acytosteliales; Cavenderiaceae.
AUGAAAGAUAAAGGAAAGGGUAAAGGGACAGACUUAUCCAAUUUCUUUUUUGGCAAUGUAACAAACGAAGGUGAAUUAGAGGAUGACUCUUUCUUGGAUCGUGAAUUAAGAGAAAACCUAAGUGAAUUUACUAAACAAGGAGGAGGAGCUCAUUUAGGUGUUGAGACGUUGGUUAGAGAUGAUGAUUCGUCUGCGGCGGCAUCACAACAACAACAGCAACUGCAAGGAGGAGAGUUUAGACAAAAGGAUGGUAGAGCUGUAGAUUUUGAAGAUAUUGAUGAGGUUGCAGAAGAGAUUAAUAGUAUAGAGAAUGAAAUCAACAAGAUCAAUGCUGAUCGACUGGCUAAACAAGCUGAAGAUAAUAUCAAACAAAUGACUGCAACUAGAUUACAACAACAACAACAACAACAGCAACAACCAACUAUACUUAGACCACCUAGUAUUGGUGGGUUACCUGGAAUGAUUAUCAAACCACCUCCACCAUUCAUCUCAAAGUCACUCACAACUACAAAGAGAAAGGUUGAAGAAGACUUUGAUUUUGAUGAAGAUGAUUCUGCUCCUAAACAAUCAACUACACAUGUAGUAACACCUCCACUUCCUAUUCUACCACCUCCACCCUUUUCCUUUUCAUCUUCAUCGACAUCACCAAUUGGUAUAAAGACACCUCCUGCUAUCAAGACACCACCUACCUUUACAUCAAUUACAUCAACAACAACAACUGAUACUACAAUGAGUGAUAGUGAAGAAGAGAGUAGUAGUGUUCAGUCUUCGGGUGGAGAAGAUACACCACCCAAAUCAACUUUGACCACCAAUCCUACAAGAUCAACUAAAAAGUUCAAGACAACGAUCAAUGCAGCAAUGUAUGCCAUUCGUAACAUACUUCAAGAUCAAUGGGUCUAUUCAAGAGAGGAUGCAGAGUUUAAGGCGUUUUGUAGUGGUCAGACACCGGAAGGAGCGAUCUUUAAGUUUUCCGAUCUCUUUGCACCCAAGAUGCCAAUGGAUCGACCGAAAAAGCGUAGACGUGUCAAACAACUGCCACAUCAACCUCCCACCGACGACGUGGUCGAUAUUGACGAACAGACCAUGUUUAGUAAACCACAACAAGACACGUCGACUACGUCUUUGAGCGGCGAGACUGGACAAGGAGGUAAUCUACUCGAGAUGAAAGAGAUAACGUCGCCUGCACUCAAAUCAAAGAGUGUACAAGAAAAGAGGGAGUACAAUUUGAUGUUGAUGUUGAUGCAUCAACAAAAACAACAACAACUGCAAGAUGAAGAGAACCUCUUUGAACCAUUACAAGAAAAAGCAAAUGACAAGGUAUUACAAGACUACUAUCAACUACCCGACGCUGUAUUCAAUAAUGUAGAACAAUUUGAUUGGGAGGAAAAGAUUAUUUGGGAUGUUAAAGAUAACAAAGAUAAUAAUCAACAACAACAAUUGAAACCAACAAAUAAUCCACUUCUUUUACAACAAAAUAAUCCAUUUACAUCGACAGAUAAUUAUAUUAGUAAAUCGAUAGAGUUUGGUGAUCAUUUGGUUGGAGUAAAGAGAAAGAGAUGGGGAGACUUUGAAACGAUAGAGACAAAGAUACCGGCACGUACCAUGUUCCAGUCUGGUAUUGUCGGGCAGUGGUCGAUAUUCCCCAUGCGUAAUACUGAUCUCGAACGUGGAGACUGGGUCAAUGAAAUUGUGUGGGAUGAAACGUCGACAGACUAUCGUCCCAAACUACCCAAUAUUAUUUUGGAUUUAAAUGACCGCGACAUGUUGUUUGAAGAUCACGUCAAAAAGGAUGCUAGUAUGAAGUCGUCGUGGACGAUUAAUGUGGGUGGUACAAAUGUGUCGGUUACGAGUAGUUUGGAAGACGAGGGUAAACGCAAGUCGAAAAAGAAGCAGGCAGCAGCUGCAGCGGCGGCAGCGGCCGCGUCAUCGGCCGAAGCUUUGCAACAGCAAAUGUCGGCACUCGACAAGUUCAAUCUGUCCAAUGACAAGUACUACCGUCAAGGUGUUAACCGUAGUCGUGUACGUCAACAAAGUGGUAAGGCAUUGGUACAACACUCGCUGCCAGCUAUCAAGUUGUGUUUGACAAAGACACAUUUCACACUCGACGAUCUCGAAAGCUACCAUCGUCCACGUAUCCAGUUCCCGCCACAACACACGUUCCGUAUUGCACUCUUCCACAAAGAGGCACAUCGCGACGACCGUGGUCGCACGCGUGUUGCUGACCCCUCGAUGAAACAUAAGAUUGAUUUGUCGGCACGUGAAGGACGUGUUGUGUUUGUCGAGUAUCUCGAGCAGCACCCAGCACUCCUCAACAAUGUCGGUAUGGGUGCACGUAUACGCAACUUUUACCGACGCAAAAACGCCAGCGACGCUCCAUUCCUCUCGUUUGAGGAUGGUGAAAAUGUGCUGCUCGACACCAACGACGAGACACCCUUCCUCGGUGACAUUACACCCGGUCGCACGAUUCAAGCACUCGUCAGCAACCUGUACAAGGCACCCAUAUUCCGUCACAACCCGUCUCCCACUGACUUUUUGUUGAUCCGUUCGCGUGACGGUAAGAAAUGGUAUAUCCGAGAGAUGGGCACUCUCUACACGGCCGGUCAGCAAAUGCCCGAGGUGGAAGUACCCGCACCCAACAGUCGUAGUGCCAACAUGUUCCUCAAGAACCGUCUCCAAGCGUUUAUCCACCGACUGUUCCGCAAGAAAAAGAACGUCCAACGUCGUAUCCGCAUUCAAGACGUUUGCAACGCGUUCCCAAGCCAGUCGGAAGCAUCCAUACGCAAGCGUCUCAAAGACUGCGCCGAUUUGCAGCGUGGUGGUGAGGACGGCGGCUGGUGGAUCCUCAAAGACUCGUAUCGUCUUCCACCCGAGGAGGAGAUACAAAAGUCUGUCACCCCAGAACUCGUAUGCACGUUUGAAAGCAUGUUGGUUGGUCUCUACCACCUGCAAGCCAACGGUAUCAUCCACUUUACGUCGCCUGGCACAAUCCCCAUGUUUACACAACGCGAGUCUGCCGACCCCAACCGCGACCGUUACAAAUUGGUCGAGGACGAACUCAACCGCACGCCGUGGAACCUGACCAGCUCGUUUACACAGGCCAUGCAAGGCAAGGGCAAGAUGCAACUAGUCAGCGACGACCCCGACAACAACGAGACAUUCUCGUACCUCAAGAUGCCGCAAAAGGUAGUCAACCAAAAACAAAAGGAUCUGAAAAAACAACUGCAAAAGAAUCAGGUCACAGGUACCGACGCUGAUUUGCGUAAACUCAGCUUGAAAGAGUCAGAGACUGUAUUGCUCAAAUUGGGUGUGUCUGAAGAAGUCAUCAACUCGCUGACUCGUUGGAAGAGGAUUGCAUUGGUGCGUAAAAAAUCGUCCGAAGCUGCAUUGGCUGCUGGCACUGACAGCAAUGCUAUGACCAAGUUUGCGCGUGGGUCGCGGUACUCACUAGACCACCAACAACUGCAGUACAAGGAACGAUGCCAAAACAUCUUUGACAAUCAAAUGCGUGCUCUUCAAGGGCUCGACAGCAACGAAGAUGACGAUGACAUUGAUUUGGAUGAUUUGGAAGACUUGCAAAAAGACAUUGAAGAAAGUUUGUCAACUAAAAAGAGUAACAAAAAGAACUCAUUCUUUGGCGAAGACGAUGAUAUUGAUGAAGAUGAACGUGAAGAGUAUAACAAGUUGAUGGAUGAAAUGACCAAUGGAUCACCGAAAAGUGAGAUUACUGAUAAGAUGGCGGUUGAUCAUCCUACCACCACAUCGACCACUUCAACAACCUCAACCACCUCUACUAGAGAUGCUGCCAACAUGAUGGCGAUGGUACCAUUGACAACCAUUCCUGAAAGCGAUGAAGAUAUGUCUUCGAUUGUUUCCAAUCAAGUCGAACCACACCUCGUAGAGUAUAUCAAGCGUACCACACUCUUUCAAAAGCCCGAUGGAGGAUUGUAUCGACGUAUCGAGAUUAUCCGUGACCCCAAAACCAUCAGAGAGUAUCGUCGUAAACGUGAGAGUUUACGUAAAAGUGGUAUCAUCUUUGAAGAGGAUGAACUCAAACGAAGAAAAAAGACACUCGAAAAUCGUCUACGUAAACUUCAAACGAGUGGUGGUGGUGGUGGUAGUGGUGGUAGCAGCAGUGCCUCUGCUCCAAUGGUCUCUGUAAAUAUCAAUACUAGUGGAAAUAAUAUUAAUAAUAAUAAUAAUAAUAAUAACAACAACAAUUAUAACAAUAAUUAUAACAACAAUAACAAUAAUAAUUAUAACAACAAUUAUAAUAAUAAUAAUAACAAUAACAAUAAUAAUAAUUAUAAUAAUAAUAAUGUUUCUUCAAAUAGUGGUAGUGGAAGAGGAGGAAUAGGAGGACCUAUUUUAGAAUUACCAACAAUGUUGGCAGCACCUCCCAUUCUUACAACUAGUUCACAGACAGUUCAAGGUACUGCAAAGAUUGUUUAUCCCGAUCAUCAGACCAACUCACCAUCACCAUCCAUGUUGCCCAAGAUCAAGAUACCAAUGGUUCGAUCUAGUCUUGAAAACACACCGUCAAUGAUGACAAUGGACAUUGACAAUAUCACCCAAAGUCCAAAUCUUUCGACUAGCCAAUCGAUUAUUGUUCGUAUCAAAAAGGAUGACCUUGCCUCUAUUUCCACUUCAUCCAACUCUUCCUCUCAACACCGUCGAAAAUUGUCAACCUCUUCUUCAAGAGGUUAUAAUAGUAGUGGUAGCAGUGGAAACAUCAAAAUGGAUCCAUACAAUAAUAAUAAUAACAUGCACAACAGUGGUAGCAAUAUCAACACCAACAGUGAUGACGAUGAAGAUAUUAUGAUUGACAGCUCAACUCUUAAACAAUCAACUGGUAGAAGACGUACAAAAGCUGGUGCUGAAGUUGAAUUAUCAAAUAUUUUUGAAAAGGUUAUUGAUAAAUUAAGAAAUAUGAAUGAAUUUGCUGUUUUUAGAGUGAAGGUAACAAGUAAAAUUGAACCAGAAUAUCACAAGAUUAUUAAAAAUCCAAUUGAUCUAACUACUAUGAGAGAUAAAUGUAGACAUUGGGAAUACAAAUCAAAACAUCAAUUUUUAGAUGCAAUUAGAUUAAUGGUCAACAAUUGUUUUGAAUACAAUGCCACUAGAUACCCACAUUUAUUACCAAUAGCUGAAAAUCUUUUGGUGAUUACAGAACAAUUACUUUUGGAUCAUGUCAAUGAAAUUGAAACACUUGAAAGAUCGAUCACUACGGCUGCUGCCAAUGCAGGUGGUUCGAGAUAUGGAGAGUCCAACCCACCAACACCCAUUCUUUCCAACCCCGCAACUCCCUCCAGUCCCUCAAUGCUCUUUAAUGUUGAUUCUCCAUUUUUCCCUCCCGUAUCUGCUUCCAAACAAGAGGAAGAAGAUAUUGACAUUGUUUCCAUUUCUGGUGUAUCUCCAAGUGUUUAUGGUCACCAUUAA